GUCGGACUCGUGGAAGCUGAUGCUGUUGGAUGCCACCUUCCGGGCGGUGCAGCAGACGGUAAGGAAACGCCAUCAGAGCCCACCGCGGGCUCGGGCUGUCCUGUGGUGCCCGGCCUACCCGGGAGGAGAGCUCGGUACCGCGUCCCCCGCCCGGGCAGGGGGCGAGCAGGUCGCAGGCUGCUCCUGGUUUUGUCCUCAUUUCGGGCGAAUGUGCUUUGCUCACAGCUGGCACCCAGCCGCACUGCUGGCUUUGUGAUGGAGGUCUUCCUAUUGUGCUGCAAGCUGUUUUCCGACCCGGGGGCUUUAGGUCAAAAGAAUUAAUGGCUAGUACUUCCAUACACUAACUAAUGCCUUAAGGAAAGAAGACAGAGAAUCUAUUUCAAAUGUCAAAAUCAAGCGGCCUGUAUUUGAAACUGUAUUAGUCAACAAAACCCUUUCAGAAUAGCUGUUUUUGCUAUAAGACACAUCUCUCUUUUGUUGCUUUAUGAUCUCUCCCUCACUUUGUCUCACUGUGUGUGCUGGCCUGAAAAAGAGAUCGCGAACUUCUGAUGAUGGCUUCAGCUAUGAGCAUGGUUUUCUGCCAGGCUGGUCUGAUCUUCAACAAGGGCUGAUCAGCUGUGGUCAUGCCUGAUUUAGGGUACUGUCUGUGUCAAAGUAUUUCAGUCUUUUUUCCUAGCAGCAUUUCAGUUCGUUAUGUUGUCCUUAAAACCUUCAACAGCUUGCAUGUUGAGAGCAUCAGCAGAUUCAGAAAGGAUGAAUUCAUGGGCAGAGGGCUCAUGGACAGAUACUGGAAGGACUAGAUGGGAAGGUGUCUUCUCUAUUCCUAACAGUAACUGCGGAAGCGGGACGACAGUGUCCAGGCCUGCAUACUCCCCCUGAAUAGCUUCUCUGGCUGCCACUUUUGCAGUGAGUUAGGACUAGAUGUAGAUCGAACUGUAGAUGUCCCUGUUCCUCGCAGGAGAGUUGGACUAGAUGACCUUUAAAGGUCCCUUUCAACUCAAAUGAUUAUUUGAUUUUCAAUAGACCACUCAACUGAGCCACUGGGAUGUAAAAGAAUAAAGCUUUUUGCUUAUAUAUUCUCCCUUAAAGAAAUGAUACCUCUAGGACAGGGAAAUUAUGUAGACAUAGCCUAUAACAGCACAAGUUUUCCAUUAAAAAGCUGUGGCUUGACAUGCGCUUGCUUUGUGUUGGUAACUAAAAUAACAACACAUACCUUUACAGUGGAGCUGGAAGUUUAAUAACUGGAAGGGCUACAAUGGUCACAGCGUCCUGCCUGCAGAACACAUGGUUACCUUUCUUCCAGGAACACCUGAAUCAAGUCCAUAACCUCUAGCUGAAGGAGAUCUAUCUAUCUUUAGAAACUCGUGUGACUAACUCUCUCUCUAUAUAUAUACUGCUGUUGGCUUAUGUACACAUUCUAUUUGCUUGUGGUUUGCGAGGCAUAACCGGAUGAGUCUCAGUGUCUCUAGGAUGCAGGCUGAAGGCAAUCUCGUCCCUUCUGGGGUAUCCUGGAGGUCUUCCUCCCAGAGGAGCUGGCAGAAUACAGCCUGCCCUGGUGGCAUCCGGAGCAAACUGGCAGCACAGAGGUGCCCACAUCUGUCUCCAUCUCUGUUAGGGGAAAGUGGUAACUUGUUAGACAGUUGUUCCCAUCUGUGGCCUUAGAAAUAUGAUUACAUACAGCAAGGAAAAUAUAUUAAAUAUCAGCCACAGGCAGCUUACAAAGCACAAGAAGGAACGAGUGGCUUUUAGACAGAAGCAUAAAGCAUCACUGAGGCAUUAGCGGUGCCCUGAACCACGGAACAGGUAACCUUUGGGGUUUUCCUUUCAGAGAGAGCAAACUGGGGUGCUAUCUAAGUGUUUAGAAAUCUUUCCAACACUGAGAGAUUGCACAAAGUCGGGAAUAAGUGACUGCCAUUAAGAAUGAACUGUGUGAACUGAAGCUAAGAUUGUAGAAGUUAAGCCUGAGUACUUAACUGUGGCAGACAGCGUUAGUGUGUGUAUAUACAGUCAAGUGUAUGUCCUUCUGUAGAGCUGAGCUUCCCUUUUCUUUGUCUCCCGGAGGUUGCGAGACCAAAUGAUUUAACGAUGCUCUAAAUGUGACCAUUGAACUUUCACCUACUUCUGAAUGUAUUUUCAGCUUGCUAUUUAUUACUUUCCUUUGUAGGUUUGAUAGCAGGCAGAAGUACGUCACUAGGUGAUUUUUACUUUAAUACCUCCAAAGUACACUAAAAUCCCUCUUUCCAAAGCAUGAAACAAACUUUAUGUGCCCAAAAUACAGUUGCUUCCCUAUUCUGAAAUAGAUUUGUGCUGACUCUGACAAUCGAGCGUGACAACUUCUUGUUAGGGAUAAUGUGCUUAUUUUCUCACUCCUUUUAUAAACACUACCAAUAAAACACACUGAAGCUGGCACUGCUUUUCAGCGUACUAAUAAUAAGGUGCUGCAUUUCUGCAUAGAGUUUUGUCCCAGGCAGCUAAUAAAAUUCCUUUACAGGCUUGGGACUGACUCAGUGCCCUGGAUCAGAGCAAAACCCUUUAAGUGUUUAUGUAUUAUCAUGUGGCUAAAAAUGAAUAAUGCUUAUAGGGCAAUUUUCAUAAGUAGGUUUCAAAACAUAUUACAAAAGGGAGCUGGUGCCAUUGGCCUAAUCUUACUUUGGGGGAAAUGCAGAUAGAGUGCCUUAUUUGAGGUCACUGAAAAUACCAGAGCUGGAUGUUCAGAGCCCUAUUCCUGUGCUGAGUGUAGUAUGCUGUGCUGCUUUCAGAAUGAAAUCAGAAUCUUCAGCUUCAUGUUUUUAACAAAUUGGUGCAAAAGUGAUUAACUUAGAGUGAGAAUAAUGUCCUCACCUGUCUCAAAAUGGGAGUUGGCCACAGUUUUAUAGAGAACUGCAAUGUUACACAGAAGUUUUAGGUCAGAAAUGAAAGAUAGUGAACACACACGUGUAUAUAAGACUGUUGGAACUCAGCGUCACUGAAAUUUGGACAGGCACAGAAAACUACUUGGGAUUAUAGGACUAAGCAGUAAAUUAAACCAUUAGAAUUGUUUUACCUCAUAUCGGUAAAGAAGUGCCUAAAGCAACAUCUCAUAAUUCUGCUGUUAACAGCAGGAUUGAUAGAGGCAUCUCUCACUUCUUUUCAUUACCAUUCUCCCUUCUUGGAGUAAAGAGAGCAGCAUAUGUUUAUUCAAUAAGCCCUUUGAACUAAGUUAUUUCUGAAGCACGCUAUCAAGGUACUUGCUAUUCUGAUGCAUAGAAAGGAAGAAAGGAUUUUAUUAAUUGUUUUUUCUGAUUUUUUUUUAACUGGCACAGCUGUUAACAGGUUUGGAAGGGCAAGCACGUUGGCAUCCAGGCUGUCAGGCAGGCAUAUAUGGAAGAAGUUAGGCAGCUGUACAGGGGAAGAAAAGUAUCCUCAUACUUCUCAUCAGUUAAGAAAUGCUUUUAUGCUGCUCUGCCACUUGCUUCCUUUUAGAAUAAAAUCUAGGGCAUAGGACAUCAACAUUCAGGAGUAGAGAUAACAGUAAUUAGUUCCAUCUAACAUUUUAAUAUUUAAUCCACCUACCCAUGUAUGGAGAGAUGUAAAUCGUAGUUGUGGUUAUCCAAGUAAGCUGAUAUUUUUGCAUGUAAGGAUACAGUCUUGCAGAUUGGUUUACAGUAAUCCACUGUGGUCAUAGAUGUAGCAUAUAAGUAGGAACAGAUACACUACAAGUCCUGUUUGCAGUAGAGACCAAAGUUAUUGGCUAUCUGGUCUAAAAGCAGUUCAUCAUGAAUGAAUAGGUGUAAGAAUGAAACUUUACAAUGAAAAAAUAAUAGAGCUUCUCCUAGUUGAUAAACUGUAAAACAGCCUUUUUGGUUUCCUUCCAGUUAUAAAGGAAAUUAGAGCACUUAUCUUUGAGUCCUUGAGGACUCUCUGUAUAACAGUUUUCAAAAGUACAUGUUAGGUACUGUGCAGUAAUGCACCUGUUCUAAGAAAUGGCUCUGUAAAAUGAAAGAAAAUAGAGGUUAACCUUUAGAUGGGAUAAACUUCCUGAUAUGCAGUCAGACCAAUAUGUUCUGCACACAGUAAGAUGGGGAAAUGAGCCUGUUUAUUUUUUUUGCUAGUCUCUCACUGUCUACAAAUACCGUAGCUGGCAUUUUGGACUGUAAUGUUACAGCAGUGUGUUUUGCAAAAUGAUGCCUGAACCGAGCAUAAUGUCAUUCAGGAGCAGCAGCAUCUUCUAAAGGUAGGAAAUUAAGUCUUAAGAGGUUCAGCCGCCCAGUGUCAGCAUCAUUACUGGGUGAGUCACACAUGAGACUUGGCUCAGUCCUGAGCAGUGCCUCAUGUAAAAAGGCAAACAGCUCAAGCUAACUCCCAGUUCCUGAUCUCAGCUAAGGUCAGAGCAGAACCUGGCAUCUCACUGCUGCAAAGGCAGUGAAGGAAGCAGCUGAUGUAUUCAGCUUGGCGCGCUGCCUUUGUGUGCCAUCUGAGUGCAACCCGCUGCAGUAAUUUCAAGGCUAAAGGUCAGAGAUAUGUGAAGUUGGAUAGUUCACAUUGCCCUCAGGACAGUGUCACCUCAAUCCUGAUGUGCUGAGUGUUGUUUGAGAUUAUUAGAAAUGUAGAAAUUAGCAACAGAAAUACACCUGUUCUGUUUUUUUUUUUUUUGGUUGGUUGGUUUGGUUUUUGUUUUUUUGUAAUAGAGAGUAGGUGACUGAUGCAGAGUACAAGUCUGUGAAAGAGGGGUUAAGCAUAAUCACAGUGAUGGCUUGGGAUUCUUCGUAAAGGGAUCAUAAAGAAUGCCAAGCGACCCUGAGGAGCCACCAGAAGAAUCCCACCAAUUUAGGGACAGAUACUGGUGAUUAAAGUUUUCUUCUGCGUGAAGGUAAAACGUCUCUCAGUAUCUGAUACCUCUCAUCAAAGAAUUUGCCAGGAGGAAGACAGUGGCGUAGUCCUGGCUAGGAAGAUAUCCUGGUAAAAGAGAAGAUGGUGGCUGUGGAAGUUACUCUGUCUGAUUUGUUGAAGAGCUGAUGUGCAUAACAGUGAGCGUAAAUCACAUCACUACCAAAGCAGCCAUAGAUGAGAGUGCCAACAACCCCAAAAUGAAAAGCUGCAAUCAGAACUGGGUGAUAGAUUGCCAUGUCACUUGAUUCACUACCUGAGACUCAGCCAUCACUUGAUAGUUCUGAAUUAUUUGAUUUGUACAUUUGACAAGCUGAAGUCUGUCUCUUCUGAACCCAUUAACAUAACGGAUGUUGUUUUCGAUGGUGUGGAAGUCAGAGUGUUUGAACCUCCUGCAAAGCAAGAUGAACCACUGAAGCGCAGUGUUGUUUACAUCCAUGGAGGCGGCUGGGCCUUGGCAAGUGCAAGAACGAGCCUUUAUAACAACCUCUGCAGAAUCAUGGCUGAGUCUCUCAAUGCUGUGGUUGUCUCAAUUGAAUACAGGCUGGUACCAGAGGUGUGCUUCCCUGAGCAAUUCCACGAUGCUCUUCGUGCUACAAAGCAUUUCUUGCAGCCUGAUGUCUUAGCUGAGUAUUCAGUUGACCCAAAUCGAAUUGCAAUUUCUGGCGAUAGUGCAGGAGGAAAUUUGGCUGCUGCUGUGUGUCAGCAGCUUAGCAAAGAUGAGCUUUUGAUCGUCAGACCAAAACUGCAGGCAUUAAUUUACCCAGUCCUUCAGGCAUUUGACUUCAAUACACCUUCCUAUCAGCAGAACAUGAAUAUGCCUGUUCUUCCUCGUUAUGUCAUGAUUAACUACUGGAUAGACUAUUUCAAUGGUAAUUAUGACUUGGCUCACUCACUGCUGAUUAACAACCACACUGCUCUUGAUGUACAUCAAGCUCUGACUUUCAGAGGACGUCUGAACUGGACAUCUCUACUGCCCUCAUCGUUCAAAAAGAACUACAAGCCUGUAGUACAAACCACAGGCAAUGCUGAAAUAAUCCAGGAGAUACCAGCACUGCUUGAUGUGCGAGCAGUCCCGCUGCUUGCAGAAAAUGAGACUUUGCAGCUGCAGCCAAAGACUUAUAUCCUGACUUGUGAGAACGACGUCCUGAGAGAUGAUGGGGUGAUGUAUGCCAAGAGGCUGGAGAAUGCUGGUGUGGAAGUCACACUUGAUCACUUCGAUGACUGCUUUCAUGGCUGUAUGAUAUUCACAAUUUGGCCUACUGAUUUCUCUGCAGGAGUUCAGACCAGAAACAGCUAUAUAAAGUGGCUGGAUGAAAACCUCUGAGGAGAGAGCUUCUCUAGAAGACACCGUGCUCAGCUCUGUGUCUGUUCUUGUUAAAGAGCAAUCAAUGAAAAAGUGCACUUUUCCAAAUUAUGAUUUCAUCCAUUCAGCUGCAACUGGGGGGUGGCUGCAGACCACAGACCACUGACUGUAGCAUUUACCUGCUCAAUUGGCCUUGCCCAGCAAAAUACUUUCUGACAUAUUUUUCAGACUUCGGUUCUUUUUUUCCUUUCAGAUGACUUCUCAGCCACAAACAAACGUUAAGCAUGGAGAUCAGUGUUCCUGUCACAUUCUUAACUGGCUAAAACUUUCGAGCUUUUUCUCUUAAUUAGGCAUAAAGGCCACAACUUUAGAAAGGGGCCAGGUAAAGCCAAGCACCUACAUCUACGUCUGAAUGCGUAUAAAAAGGGAGAGCUAAAUUUCAGCAGUGUUGAGCACUUGUUGAUAGAGAAGAAAAGCCUGAGCCCUCUCACUUUUGACAGCAGAAACACACAUUUGUAUAUCAGGAAUGGAUUUAGGUGUUGGCUUUUAGGCACACAGAGAAAUGGUUCUUAAAUUAAAAAUAAUAAAAAUUGCUUUUCUGGGCAGUAAAGAUUAUGCUUAGCAAGUCUCGUGGCCAGACACAUAAUUCAGCUUUGGAAUUCAAUCUUCACGGACUUUUAGUGGCUUAUAUUUUAUAAAAGCACAGAACAGAAUAUAUUUUCAGUAUUUUAAAUUAAAAAACGUUAUAGCAUAUAUAGAAAUACGAAGAAUAAAACGCAUAGCUGCAGAAUCUAGGUUGAUUAUGUGAGUUUCAAAGCUGACUACUUGGCUGGGAGUAUGACACUGACAGUUUUUAAAGCCUCAGUUUUGUGACCUCCUUACAGAAAAUACUGAGCGUGCUAAAAGUAAUCUGCUGUGUGGUUUGCACUAAUGUUUGUAAUUAAUAGUACAAGUCUUUGUUCGUUGACUUUCUUUUGUGCUAGUAGCGUUUAUUGUGUUUCAUGCUUCCUGGAAGGAGGGAAACAGCAAGCAGAAGUGGGCUCUAAUCUGUACUGGAGACUUCCAUUGGAACUUUGCUGCUAUACCUCCCCUGUUAGAGUGUUAGAGUGAACCUGAAGUGCUAGCUAAGAUGAUCUAGCCAUUGUGUAGCACAUCUCUGCGGUUUGAACCACUCUUUAAUAUUCAGAGAUGCAGAAUAGCAAAGUGAAACCACUUACAACUGUGUCUGUCUUCCAGGAUGUUUACUGCUUGCAGAAAUGAAGGCUGUAUAAAAACAUUGUGCCUGGCAUAUCUAGGCAAAGACAAUGGCUGUCCCGUGACUAAACUAGGGGAUUAAAUCCAUUGUCAGCUUUACUGCUGACUUCCUGUAGGAACCCAGGAGAACAACAUAAUCUCCUUGUGCCUCACUUUCUUCCCCUGUGAAACAGGGAGUAGUCAUUUCCUACCUCACAAUGGAGUUGUGAAGCCGAAUUCACAGACAUUAGUGAAGCACAGGGAUGCAUCACCGAAUAGCAGGCACUGAACAGACCCCUCAGCUUUUAACUGUCCAUCACUCUUUAACAGCUGUCUCAGAGCACUCUGCCCCAUUGCAGGCAGCGCUGCUGGAUUGCCUGUCCUCCUAAGAAGGGAGCCGACUUCUAUCCUGCCUUGUGUGAAAGACCAGGAAGCUGAGGGCUCUUGCCUGUUGGGGGAUCAGAACAAAAGCAGUGUCCUGAGAUUAUUUCUGAAAAUAAGAAACAACAGCAACAACAACAAAGCCUGGUAAUAAAGCCACCUUCUCUGAUUAAAAAUAUAUACAGAACAGUCUACUUUCACUGAUGCAUAACUUAAAUAGGAGAAUGGCUUUACUCAAUCACCGCGUCCUAAAAACACCAGGUUGUUAACGUUGCUGUAUGUAUUAAGCUGCUAAUGAGACAAAGCCUCAAUGUAGACUCAGUCAUGCAGGCUGAACUAAUUUCUGAGCAUAGGUUCAUGUGGAGGUCACAAGCCAAAGCUGUUUCAACAGUGGCCCAGGUUCUUUGUCAAAUUAGAUCGUUACAAGACUCGGUGGAAUUAGAGCAGCCAAGUGACAAUUCAAAUCAGAAUAAACUUUGGCCUACAUAUCCCCUUAACACUGCAGAAGUAUUCCAUUUUUUUUUGCUUAUAGAUUUAAGUCGUCUGUCUUCCCUUCCUCCCCCAUAGACACAACUUCAGUAGACACAAUUUAUGCUUAAAAGAGAUACCAAAGUUCUGUCCAUUCAUAAAUUACUGAUCUUGCAAAGGAGUCUGCACCAGUGUGCAUUUCACUGCAUGCAAACAGCUCCACUUACUUGAGUUCAGACCAUGACUUAGACUCAAAUUAUGUUUUUCACUGAGUUGUAACAAUAAGGUUCUCCUGGCUUUCCCACUCAGAGGAAACCUAUGUCAGAAGAGGUGUAAUUUAUAUUAACUUGCAGUCUUUAAAAGAGAGUAGUUGUAAUACUGGAAAAAAGUGGUUAAUAUUCUUACCAAUUCUGUGGCAACUACCUUACAUGAGAGCAGGCUGCAGAGCUUUAGAUCAACCUUUGUUUAUAGCUAAGUUAUAAAUACCUGCUAUGAAGUUAUAAUGUAAUCACUGCUGUAUUUUUUUUUAACUGAAAUGGAGAGCUGGAAUAUAUAUUCCUGGAGUUGGUUGUAUAUUUCCUUCAUGCACUGAAGCACAUUAAGUCUUGGCACAAGAAGUGGUAGUAAGUGUAUAACUGGAUUGAAUGUAUUUACUAAGUCAUCACCAGCUUGACGUGACAUCCAAGAUGGCAGCACAGCUUGGAUGAGAUGUUACAGUAUUAACUAGUUCUGGCAAAGUACCCUGACUGCUUUUACCAUGCAGCCAUAUGGUUUAGUACAUAAUGGCUGCAAAGAUGCAUUGCGUUUCCUAUUGCAUACAAGAAGAGGUAAAGUUACAGCUGUAAGAAGACCUUUUGGUAUGUAGCUGCACAGGACACUUGAUUAAAUUCAGUGUAAACCUUGAAGUAAGCGUUAGUUACAUUCUCACCUUUCCUCCUGCUUGGUUCUCCCAUGCAGGCAGUCACAGAGUUGAAAGUUCAGCAUUGCUUCCAGCUGAACUGCUGCAGUCACCCAAGCAGAGCACUAACAGCAUUUUUACUGAGGUCUGGUGCCUGCAAGCAAGAGAUUGAUGUUACUGCAUGUUAAAAAAGCUUUAUUUGUUUAUGUGGUGCUUUGUUUCUUUAAUGAUCCUCGUUUGGAAAGAGCCUUACAGUCUCCUGAAGUGUUUUUGUGGAUGUAAGUAGCACCUUCACUCCUUUAGUUUCACAAAGCAGUUUAUGGCACCUGGCACAUGGAGGAUCAGAUGCAGAAAUCCUUCUAACACUGUUUCACAAGUGUUGUGAGAAGUCUGCCUUCUAAAUUUGUCUCAUUACCUUUCCAUUAAGCAGGCAUGGGAAGCUACUUUCUGAAGAUGAUUUUUUCUCCCUCCUCCUACAAUUAACAUCAUAAGCUUUAAAGACAAAGCCUGCAUAACACGAACCCAUGGUCACUUCAACCCUACUUCAUGGAUGUGGGCACUGUAUUAGCAGUUCCCCAAUGGUUUCAGCCAAUAUUCACAGAACUAAAUGAAGUUUUUGUUUGUGCAGCUUAGGACCUCUUACAGAAUAGGAGUUGAGCAUUUCUCAAAACCCAAACCAAAAUGAAAGUGUGUAACGGCGCAUAAAGAUCACUAAUCAUAUCAAUUUGUAUACAUGCAUUUGUAUCAAUGGGUACAUUUCUAAUCUCUGAUUAAACUUUAUGAGAAAGUUCCUCAAAUAGAGAUGUUGGAUUAACCUGACGAGCCUGUUAAGCUGCUCAGAUCUGUAAGCUGGUGUGAUUAGGUCUCUUAUUUAUGAUGUUCAAAAACCCCAAGUGCAGCAUACUUGAUGUAAAUGCGUUCAGUAGCUUACAUGUGACUGUUUGUUUGCUUCUUUCCCUGUGCAGGGCAAAGAUCUUGUCAGAUCUAAUUAGCAAGUGCGAUUCAAACAUGCUAUCAAAAUGAAGAACAAAUAAAGUGAUGUAUCUGCUGUUUUUCUCAA
This is a messenger RNA of Gallus gallus (chicken), 10212 nucleotides long. It is a transcript of the gene NCEH1, whose product is annotated as neutral cholesterol ester hydrolase 1. Gene Ontology annotation, molecular function: carboxylic ester hydrolase activity. Lineage: Eukaryota; Metazoa; Chordata; Aves; Galliformes; Phasianidae. Gene Ontology annotation, cellular component: membrane. The transcript is spliced from 6 exons. The coding region runs from base 5366 to 6193 and encodes 275 amino acids. The record is from RefSeq and is a predicted model, not a curated record.